CUCGCUUUGCGUGACCGCGGCAGGUUGGUCCUGGAGCAGAUGAGCGCAGAAUAUUUAGGCGAAAGCGCGAGGAGGGGGGAGCGCGGGGCAGGAGGAGUACCUCGGCCGAGAAAAUUAUGCAUGCGUUAGGGAAGCUCUAGGAGAAUGGCUGUGGAAGCUCUCCACUGUGGCUUGAAUCCACGGGGUAUUGAUCACUCUGCCCGUGCCGAAGGUAUUAAACUACAGAUUGAAGGUGAAGGUGUUGAAUCUCAAUCCAUUAAAAACAAAAGUUUUCAGAAGGUGCCUGACCAAAAAGGAACCCCCAAGCGACUGCCAACGGAAGCUGAGACCGCUAAGUCAGCCACGGUGAAGCUGUCAAAACCAGUGGCUCUGUGGACUCAGCAGGAUGUGUGCAAGUGGUUGAAGAAACACUGUCCGAAUCAGUAUCAGAUCUACAGCGAGUCAUUCAAACAGCAUGACAUAACUGGGCGAGCCCUGCUGAGACUCACUGACAAAAAGCUCGAGCGGAUGGGGAUUGCCCCGGAAAACCUCCGGCAGCACAUCUUACAACAGGUGCUCCAGCUGAAGGUGCGAGAAGAAGUCAGAAACCUACAGUUACUCACACAAGCCUCAACUGAGGGUUCUCCAUAACGUGGUUAGCCUUCCAGGCUACUGUCCUGCCAGUUGAUAUGAACAUGGCCUGUUCCUCACAAAAGACUAACUCAUGGCACCUGCCAGAAGAUAUCCAUGGAGGAUUGACAGAUUAACCAGAUUAAUUGAAAAAAGAACUAUGCAUUCAGUCAAGAUGAUGGGCUUUGGAAAAAUCUUAGCUUGCUGUGGAUUUUAAAAUGAGGUGCAUAAUAUACAGUGCCAACUUGUUCCAAGUGGUCAUUGGCAGACCAUUAGCUGGAAAAUUGCUUCCAGUCUUCAUCACUGUGCAUAACUCAAGCUCCCUUUGGGGGGCUGUCUGUGCCCUUCACUAGAAGUCCUAUGUUAGCAUGGCAACUACUGGA
This is a messenger RNA of Suricata suricatta (meerkat), 992 nucleotides long. It is a transcript of the gene SAMD12, whose product is annotated as sterile alpha motif domain containing 12. Gene Ontology annotation, molecular function: protein binding. Gene Ontology annotation, biological process: cell surface receptor protein tyrosine kinase signaling pathway. The transcript has 5 exons. Lineage: Eukaryota; Metazoa; Chordata; Mammalia; Carnivora; Herpestidae. Gene Ontology annotation, cellular component: cytoplasmic side of plasma membrane. The record is from RefSeq and is a predicted model, not a curated record. The coding region runs from base 145 to 630 and encodes 161 amino acids.